Juglans regia (Persian walnut) is the source of this 1486-nucleotide messenger RNA. RefSeq lists its product as uncharacterized. The record is from RefSeq and is a predicted model, not a curated record. Lineage: Eukaryota; Viridiplantae; Streptophyta; Magnoliopsida; Fagales; Juglandaceae. The transcript is spliced from 4 exons. The coding region runs from base 119 to 1039 and encodes 306 amino acids.
CCACCCACAUUUCAUUUCCGAUUGCAAGCAUAUAUCCCAAAAACCACGGGACGAGCGAGAGUGCGUGAGAGGUUUCCGGGAAAAUCGAAAAAUCUCUAGAGUUAGGGUUUCUAAAGCCAUGGGAGGCGGAGGAGUAGUGAGAGCGGCGGCUAAGAUGUCCGGCAUCGGUGUCUUCAACGGUGGCAUUCGCGGGGUGCCUGUCAUGCCGCCUGCCGAGCACUCGGUGCGCAACGCUACCCUCCCCGUAUCCGCGAUCUUGUCUUCGUCGUCGGCGUCGUCCAAGACACCCUCCACCGAAGUGUCUUCGAUUACGGCAGCGUGGGACGAUUGGGAGUUCACCGACAGCGUGGAGGAGCUGAAGAUCGAGGCAGGGGAGCCGAUGCCGAGGGUAGUAUUCGGGGGCGUACCCAGUUUCCAGGAGGCGAAGGAGGCGACUGCGGAAUUGAAAGACGCUCUUGACAAGGUAUAUCUGUCAUCUCCGAAAUCCACUGGAUUUAGUGAUACAUUUGCUGCUGAUCAUGUUUCUGUCCUGUCUCCCCUUACAAACCCAGAGUCAGACACUAAAUCUUGUGUCUUCUUUGAGGCUACACCAGCUCCUGUGCCAAAAAAUGUCCUUCAGGCAUUUAAGUUACUCAGUGAAAGCCCUAAAGCUCAGACUGUAGUUGCUUCAAUUGCAUCUGACCCAAAUGUCUGGAACGCGAUGAUGGAUAAUCCUAUGCUUAAGGAUUACUUGGCUUUAGAACAGAGAAAUGACAAUCCAGAACCACAAUCUCCUAAGAGAUUUGAAGAAUCAUCUGAUGGAGGUCAAACUGGGAGCAAAGAGAAUGGAUUUGCCCAUAUUACGGGUAUGAUGCAGAACAUUAAGCGUAAAGUACUUGAGAUGGUGAGCAACGUGUCCAAUUUGUUUCAGAACAUCUUCGGAGUUUCAGCAUCAGAUGAAAUUUCCUCCGAUUCCAAUGGAAAUGUUAAAACGGCAGGAGCGACCUUCAUGGGAUUGGCGGUGCUGGUUAUGAUGGUGAUUGUGUUAAAGCGUGUCUAGAUUUUCUACGCGGCCUCUCUGUGAAUUUGUCGAAUUAACAAAUUCUAUGCGUGUUUUCUGGCGGGAUGCCAUAAUAUACAUAAAUAAGAACGUUGUGAAAUUUAAAAAAUGAAAAAAAAGAAAAUCAGUGUUUGUAGUACUAUUGUAAUUGAUUGCCCAUCAGUAGUAUCUAUGUGCAUGUGUUUGAGGAGGGAGUGUGUACUUUUGGUGGACUGUGUUGGAUGAGAUGAUCUCCUUUUGGCCACGUGUUCUGCUUAUGGGAGUACAGUCCGGUCUUUAUAAUUCGGGAAAAUUUCAUUUUGGUUGGCACAUGAUCUGAUGCAGUUGUGGGUGCGGUUCUGUGUCACUAAUUGCAAUUUCUGCAAUUGUUUUGCCUUCUUUUGUCAACGCUCAUGUCAGUGAUUCUUGGCUAAGUGUUUGUAUACAAAUUAUCUUCCUAUUCUUCUG